Messenger RNA from Delphinapterus leucas (beluga whale), 3081 nucleotides. RefSeq names its product regulator of G protein signaling 4 (gene RGS4). The record is from RefSeq and is a predicted model, not a curated record. Lineage: Eukaryota; Metazoa; Chordata; Mammalia; Artiodactyla; Monodontidae.
AGGCUGGAGAGGCAGAAGGAGGCUGAGAGGAGAUGGUAUUACAGAGCUGCCAUCUGAUUGGCUGGACGGUCUUGGCUGGGCUAUAAAUGAGACCCCUGCAGGCUUGGGAGGGAGAAGCUCAGAGGAUUCUGACAGUAUCUUUACCGGAGAAAAGGCAAAGUGUGCUCAGAAGAGAAGCCACAGCUCUUCCUGCUGCAUUUCUUUCCUAACGUGAAUCCCACACUACACAAGAUGUGCAAAGGACUUGCAGGUCUGCCGGCUUCUUGCUUGAGGAGUGCAAAAGAUAUGAAACAUCGGCUCGGUUUCUUGCUGCAGAAGUCUGAUUCCUGUGAACAUAAUUCUUCCCACAGCAAGAGGGACAAAGUGGUGAUUUGUCAGAGGGUGAGCCAAGAGGAAGUCAAAAAGUGGGCUGAAUCACUGGAAAACCUGAUUAGUCAUGAAUGUGGACUGGCCGCUUUCAAAGCUUUCUUGAAGUCUGAAUACAGUGAGGAGAACAUUGACUUCUGGAUCAGCUGUGAAGAGUACAAGAAAAUCAAAUCACCCUCUAAACUAAGUCCCAAGGCCAAAAAGAUCUAUAAUGAAUUCAUCUCAGUCCAGGCAACCAAAGAGGUAAACCUGGACUCUUGCACCAGGGAGGAGACAAGUCGUAACAUGCUGGAGCCUACGAUAACCUGCUUUGAUGAGGCUCAGAAGAAGAUUUUCAACCUGAUGGAAAAGGAUUCAUACCGCCGCUUCCUCAAGUCCCGAUUCUAUCUUGAUUUGGCCAACCUUUCCAGCUGUGGGUCAGAGAAGCAGAAAGGAGCCAAAAGUUCUACAGACUGUCCUUCCCUGGUGCCCCAGUGUGCCUAAUUCUUGCUCAGUGGCGGAGGCUGAAAUGCCAAGACUCUAUGCCUGGAAAACCUGAGGCCAAAUAUUGAUCUGUAUUAAGCAUCAGUGCUUUCUUCACAUCGUAGCCUAGUGUUCAUGCUGCUGGCUAUGUGUGAGUCACUCCCAUACAAAAACUAGAUUUUGUUUUGGUGUUCUGGUGUUCAUCAGGGCAGGACCUCAUUCCAGUCCAAUUUUCCCAAAUUUCUUUUAGGGUGCCAUGUGAGCAAGUAUCCAAAUAAUGGCCUUGUGGGUCUGGAUUUUCUCUCCUGCCAACAGUGUGACCUCAGGUUGGUGGGUUGGUGGUUGGGACACUUCAUGUGACAUCCACAGGCACAUGUGUUCUGUUAACCAGCACUUUCUCCAAACUCGAGAUGUUUAGAUGAGGUUGAUCUACUUUAUGUACAUGUGUGUGUGCAUGUGUGUGUGUGUAUAUAUAUAUACCCAUGUACAUAUGUACAUACACACAUUCUGUAUAGAUGUAUGUAUAUAUACAUACAUAUAUAUUUCUGCAAGAAUGGCAGGAAAGACCCUAGGUGCUCAUAACUAGAGUGUGUGUACAUACAUACAUGCGUGUUCUGAUCCCCAGUCUUUCACUCUGCAACUGAACAGGGCAAACUAAACCAGCUGCUCUGCAGGCUAAGAAAGGAAUGCUAACCUGUGGAAAGUUGAUUCUGUAAAACUCCAUGAGUUUUGCUAGAGAAACAUCCCAGGGAUUUCAUGCUUAGUUUGACCACCGACAGCCUCCAAGUUGGACAGUAUUCUACGGCGCAAACAUAAAGGAUCUUAUGCCUGCCUGACACAGGGCUGUCUUUAGCUGGUUAUCACUAAUGGCACUUUUGAGUCCCCAAGCUGCUGGCCUCCCCUUCCUUGCUUGGGUGCUUGCUGCAUAAUAGUGGGAGCCAGAUUGGUAUGGAGUUGGAGAUGAGGUGCUUGAACAGAAUGAAGAAACUUAGGUAGGGCCUCGCCAGCUCUACCUACUAUAAGAUGCUGGCUGAGUAAGGGCACAGGAUUUAAAGAUUAAUAUUCUUAUCCCCUACUCUUUUUUCCUCUCUUGAUUAAGGUGCUCUUCUCAUUUUGCUUUUCCCUGAGAACUUUAGCCAUCAGAUGAGGCUCCUUAGUUCACUGUGGUCGUUUGUUUCCCCAUAAUGGCUCUAGGCUAUUUGCCUAUUCCUUAUAAACCAGCAUCAGGGGAGAGAUUCUAUUUUAUAAGGGGGGAACAUGUUUUCACAAACUGAAAAGCCCUCAUAAGUUUCUCUUUUGAAGGUAGAAUCUGGUUCAUUCCAUCCCAAACAUCAGGACUCACAGACUGAAGGCAUUUCUUUCUAGGCUCUGAGAUGAAAUGAGAGAGAAAAGAAAAUAAAAAAGGAAAAACGGAUACCAAUUUUUAGAACUACUGUUUAGAACUUUUCUCAAGGCACAUGAAAUACUUGAAAAUGUCUCCUUUAUGUUAUUUAUGAUGUUUUGUACAAUGUUUUUAUUACUGUAUCGUUUUAUAAAUGGAGGUGCAGGAUAUCACCUGAAUUAUUAAUGAAUGGCCAGGAAGUAAUUUUCUUCUCAUUCUUUUAAAACUACUGCCUUUGGAGUGCACACACAUGCAUACCUGAACACUGAAAGGAUUUUUCCAGUAUAAGUUACAUGCAUGGGCACCUUUGUGGCUUUUAAGCCAUUAGAUGUAAUAGGCUGCAAAAUGAAGACACCGGAGUGUGUGUAUACGAAUCUCAAUGUAUUAAAGGUAUAGGUUUCCUCAGUUGUACACUUUUUGUCUCUCUGGCAGUCUUGCUUUCAGUGUCCCCAGAGUUCCUCAUCAGUGCCCCUUUCUGUUAUAUGCAGUUCCACACUUUGUCUCUAGUUAACUCCAGGAUCCAAACGUGGUAACUCUAUUGGUCUUGCCCUAUUAGAACUGUUAUGACUUUCAGAUUGUAUCUGUACUCACAGACUGCUGUCUCACCAAUAGGUCUGGAAAGUCAUUCUGAAUGAGAAGUAAAUUAUUUUAUGUAAUACUUUUCUCAAGUGUGUUUUUCCAUUGUAUUUCCCCCUUAUUUCGUCACUAUUUGGCAUGCUGAGCUUACCUGCUUGUGGUCCAUGGACAGAAUACUCCUUCCAUGUGCAUGCCUGUUUUGAUCAUCAUGUACUUUAAAGGCCUCAGAGCAGAUGCUUCCAGUGAAACACACGCAUCUUAAUAAUAAGGGUCAAUAAAUGCUUCAUAAAAAACCA